AUGGAUAAUGUGAACAAAGAAACAUUUCCUAAGAAAUCUAUGAGUGCACCCAGCAUAAAAAGAGCACAAGACCCUGAAGAUGAUGAUGAGAAUUAUAAAGAAAAAAAAGCGAAAAUGAAUUGCGAUGUAAAACCAAUUUUAACUAAGAAAUCAGUGAGUGCAACAUGUAGGAAAAUGACUGAAAGCGCAGCAGAUGACGAGGAAGAUUACAAAGCGCAACAUUCGAAUACAAAAGAAUUUUUCACAGACAGAGACAGAUUGAAAACAACUCCUGAAAAAUUUGAAGAAAAAAUGGAAGAGGAAACUGAAACUGACUUUUUGAAAGUAGCACAUAGCUUACUUAAUAAUAUUCUCUCACGAUUUCCCGACUAUCAAAGCAAUAAAACAGCAAGUCCAACAGCAACUGAAGGUAGCAUUGAAGAUGAACAAUGGGAAAUAAUCCGUAUUCCUUAUUCUUCAUCAAAUCGUCACUCAAACAGUGAUGAUUCUCAAAAUGUUCUUAAUGUAAUGAAAGAUGAAAAUGAUGAUAACGUAUCACUUGCUGGUUCCAUAACUAACGAUUUAAAAUUCGACUUCAACUAUCAGCAAGCUAAGGCAUCCUUCACAAUAGAAAAUUUCGAGCCAAACUUAAAACCUCUCAAUGAAUUUCAUUUCACUCCGUCAGAAGAAAUGGAUGAGAAUGAGUUAAUAGUUGAUUCAAUAAAUAAUGAUGUAUUAUCUAAUUCAAGGGAUCUGCAAGAAAAUGACUGCUUUGCAGCAGAAAAUAUUGAAAGCAGCCUAACUCAUCCCUGUGAAUUUAGUUUCACUUCACAUGAAGCAGAGAUGAAUAAUUAUAGAAAUACUAAUUCAUUCAUAAUUCCUGAAAUCAAAAAUGCAACUGAUACCCAUUUUGAGAAGCAGGAAGAAAUCGAAAUUCAGCAACAGUUUUCGAACAGCUUUCAUGACAAAUUAGAUAAUAAUACAAAUUUAGAUGAAGCGAGAAGUGAUACGAAAGCAUUUGGGCUUCUUUUGGAAGAAAUAGAAAGUGAAAGGUUCCAAACUGGAUCACCAAUGACGGCGGGAAAUACAAGAAAAAAUGACGUCGGAAAAUUGGCGUUUGAUGAAAAUACCAUAAAUCUUAUGCAAAAUAAUGCAUCAACAGUAAAUAUUAUCUCAGAAACAGAAAAUAACAGCAUUCAAUCUAGUAUAAACUAUGAAGAAUUGAUAAACAGAAUAGAAAGAAAUAGUUCUUCGCAUGCAGAUUUAAAUUUGAAACGAUGCAGUCAUUCCAAGCAAAAUAACGAUUUAAUAAUCAUAAAAAACAAAAGUUUCAACAUGCAGGUGAAAACCCAAUCUCCAGAGUGCGAAGCAGGAGUGCAGUGCUGCCAACCCAAAAUUUUCACUCAAUUCCAAAUUCUGAAGAAUGUGGCCGUUGUUUGUGCCGGCGUUCUUCUUCUUUUCACUGCUUACGAUGGAUUGACAAUGCUGCAGAGCACGAUGAACAAAGAGCAGGGCAUAGGCGUCUGGUCACAGGCUAUCAUGUACUUUUUCUUCAGCGUUUCUGCGAUAUUUUUUCCAAAGUACGUAAUCAAGAAAUUUGGAACAAAAACCACCUAUGCCUUUUCGAUGCUCACUUACAUUCCUUACAUAGCUUCAAAUUUUUAUUCGCAUUGGGUUUUAGUUAUUCCUGUGUCAAUUUUAAUAGGUUUAGGAGCUGCUCUUAUUUGGGGAGCACAAGCCUCUUAUCUGAAUAACGUUUCUGUUAUGUACGUUGAUAUCUCGACCAGCAGCAGCGGAAGAAAUAUACCUCAUGAAAGCAUUAGUAGUAUUUCCAACAAUAUCACGCCUUGUAGAUAUGAAAUGGAGGUAAAAAACAAUCGUAGUGCAUCAUUUGAUCUUCCAAUGUAUAAAAAUUAUUUUAAAAGUGACGAAAAGAGUGUAACGCUACAAUAUUACAGGAACCUUAAGUUGAAGAGCAAUAGCAUCGCUACCAUUGUAUCUAAAUCAGAUAUUGAAAACUCCCCCGAUGCCAAUUCUCAGCAGUAUGUUAAGAAUAAAUACAAUACCAGCAUAAAUGACAAGUUUUAUUCUGUGCCUUUCAAAAAUGCUGAGUACUCCAAUAUAGUUGAAAAUGGCAAGGUAAACCGAAGUGUGCAGAUGAAUAGCAAAGCUGCAGAAGUGAUGGCGAGAAGUGAGGAAGGCAGGAAGAGGCUCAAAAUGAUCGAGUCCACGACUGCACGAUUUUUCGGUUUUCAUGGGGUAGCAUACCUUACUUGCCAUCUUUGGGGUAAUCUAUUGACCUAUUUCAUUCUUCAGACCGACGUAGAAGUAAAUGCCACGAACAAUUCAACCUGCGUGUGUGGUGCCAGUUUCUGCAAUGUCGCAUCUGCCUGCUUUGAGCAAAAUGUAGAGCUUCCAAGUGAGCGGAUGCGUUACAUCCUGACGGCCACGUGCGUAUGCAUCGGCGUUAUCGCUCUCCUUAUAGUGGUUUUCUUUCUCGAUCCUUUGGAAAACGAGAAGGAGGAGGUCACCUUCUCCACAGAUCUGCUGAUGGCCACCUAUAAGCUGGCAAAGAAGAAGGAGCUUGUACUACUCAUACCUGCGUCGUUUUACAUAGGCAUGGUGCAGGGAUUCUACACAGGAGACUUUACGAAGUCAUUCGUCGGCUGUGCUUGGGGUACGUAUCACGUGGGCUUGGUGGCAGCCAGUUACGGUUCUCUGUGCGGUCUCUCCUCUUUCUCGUCCGGCUGGCUGGUCAAGCGCCUCGGCCGGAUACCUAUCUUCAGUGCUGCCUCUCUCACCAAUAUCGCCGCCUGUGCCCUCAUGCUGGCCUGGAAGCCCACCGCAGAUGAGCCAGUCAUGUUUUUCGUGAUAGCGGGCAUGUGGGGAGUGCACGUCGGAGCCAUCUGGUCGCAGUUAAGAGCUUUUUAUGGCAUUCUCUUCAAGGCCGACGAAGAAGCCGCUUUUGCAACCUUUCACGUAUGGUACGCUCUCGGCUUUUGCCUGUCGUUUGCAUACAGCAACUAUUUCUGUACUUAUGUCAAGAUAUAUGUGCUGAUAGUAGUGGGUACUCUAGGUUUCAUAGGUUAUUUGACUGUAGAAAUACUUUGUUUCAAAAAUAAAGCCAAUAAAUAA
This is a messenger RNA of Argiope bruennichi, 3114 nucleotides long. RefSeq lists its product as uncharacterized. The transcript has 4 exons. The coding region runs from base 1 to 3114 and encodes 1037 amino acids. NCBI's taxonomy places the organism in Eukaryota, Metazoa, Arthropoda, Arachnida, Araneae, Araneidae. The record is from RefSeq and is a predicted model, not a curated record.